GCGUAAUAUGAUUGGCCAUGUGUGUCUUUCUUUUUUCACGUCUCUUCAUCUUUAACUAACAUUAGUCUUUAAACCCCAUUGAGGUAAUCCUUGAAGCACAUCACGAUGCCCAAGGAAGACAAAGAUACGUGGAAGUCAAACUACUUUUUGAAAAUCAUUCAACUGUUUGAUGAAUAUCCAAAAUGUUUCAUCGUCGGUGUGGACAAUGUUGGAUCAAAGCAGAUGCAAGCCAUCCGUAUGUCCCUAAGAGGAUAUGCAGUUGUGCUCAUGGGUAAGAACACCAUGAUGAGAAAGGCUAUCCGUAGUCAUCUUGACCAGAAUCCAUCUCUGGAAAAGCUACUGCCGUACAUCAAGGGCAACGUUGGGUUUGUCUUCACCAAGCUUGAGUUGAGUGAUAUCCGAGAGAAGAUCUUGGACAACAAGGUUGCUGCCCCUGCUAAAGCAGGAGCCCUCGCUCCAAUCGAUGUGUUCAUACCAGCUCAGAACACUGGCCUUGGACCAGAGAAAACGUCUUUCUUCCAGGCUUUGUCUAUCCAGACAAAAAUUGCCAGGGGUACCAUUGAAAUCUUGAACAAAGUCCACUUGAUCAAGGUAGACGAAAAGGUUGGUGCAUCUGAGGCCACACUCUUGAACAUGUUGAAGAUCUCCCCAUUCUCCUAUGGGCUCAAGAUCAUGCAAGUGUUUGAGGCUGGAACUGUAUUUGAUCCAUCAAUCUUGGACAUCACCGAUGAAGACCUCAUCAAACGUUUCCAUGAGGGAGUCCGCAACAUCGCCAGUGUAUGUCUUCAGAUCGGUUAUCCAACCGUAGCGAGUGUACCGCAUUCCAUCAUCAACGGUUUCAAGAACCUUCUCGCUGUCGCUUGUGCAACUGAAAUUGAAUUCAAGGAAGCUGAAAGUGUGAAGAGCUACUUGGCUGAUCCAUCAGCAUUCGUUGUGGCUGCAGCUCCAGCUGCCGGUGGAGGAGCUGCAGAGGAGAAGAAAGAAGAAGCCAAGGUAGAAGAGGAAGAGGAAUCUGAUGAUGACAUGGGCUUUGGUCUCUUUGAUUAAUUUCUGUGAAGAGCCAAGUACUCAAAAUGAUAUAGUAACCCAAAGCAGUUAGUUCUUUGAUUUAGUAAAUUCCAUCAGUCAAAUUUUUGAAUAAAGAACUAUAAUGAUAAGAAAAGCUA
Messenger RNA from Anneissia japonica, 1166 nucleotides. RefSeq names its product 60S acidic ribosomal protein P0-like. The record is from RefSeq and is a predicted model, not a curated record. NCBI's taxonomy places the organism in Eukaryota, Metazoa, Echinodermata, Crinoidea, Comatulida, Comatulidae. Bases 106 to 1047 code for a protein of 313 amino acids. The transcript is spliced from 9 exons. Gene Ontology annotation, biological process: ribosome biogenesis; ribosomal large subunit assembly; cytoplasmic translation. Gene Ontology annotation, molecular function: large ribosomal subunit rRNA binding; structural constituent of ribosome. Gene Ontology annotation, cellular component: cytosolic large ribosomal subunit.